AACCCAUCUACAGCCCAUACAUCCAGCCUCUCCCUCUCGUUUCCUCUCUGGAUCGGUCGAUCUCCACGGUGGAGAUGGUGAGGGCUUCGGCGGCGGCGGAGGAGGAGAGGAGGUGGGAGGCUCUUGCUAUUUGCCACCAUGGCGGACGUGUUUGAUCUUCCAUUGUUCGUGGAGGACGACGACGAGGAUGCGGCAGCGGCGGCGAAGCAGAGGCGGCGGGAGGAGAGCCAGAAGCCCCGGCGGCCGCGGCCUCGGGAGCCGUGGUUUCUGGACACGCCGGAGAUGAGGGAGAAGUCGGCGAGGCAUAGUGCUUUGGCGGCCAAGUAUUGGGAGCACGACCCCAAGAUGGGAAUCAGCUACUACACCCGCGCCGUUUUCUGCAACCUCACCACCUUCGACCUUGACAAGGAGACGCAAUAUGGUCCAAUGCGCUUUACAGAUUCAAUUAUCAGAGAAGACCACAGGUUGACUGGCUCGUUAAAUGUACUUUCGCUGAAGGUGAAAUCGUCAGAUGUUGGUUACCCUAUCAAUCUAUAUGGGACUGUGAUAGUCAGAGAUGGAUUAGAUUUUAACUGCAACUUCAUCUUCCGGCGCAAUAGGAACAAUUGCCAAGUUAUCCAGUCAGAGAAUGAAAAUAUAAUUCUCACGGGCCCAACUAGAGGAAUUGUUUUCCAUGAUAUCUUUUUUGAGAUAAAUUUGAAGAUUAAGGAAUAUGAAGAGUGCAAUGACAAGGAAUUUAGUAAAGGGUUGCUUGAGAUGAAGUUUCACACUCGUAAGUCUAAGAUUGUGAGUGAAACCUUUGAGAGUAGGCUCAGUGAGGUGGAACUAGUAUCUGCUUGUGUUAAGGAAGCCCUGGAGGGCACUGUUGAGAUCACGAUUCUGUCAGGACCUAAAGUUUUUCAUGGAAAAAUUAGUGCUUGCACAACAGAUGUUUCGAAUUAUAUUGUACUGUAUGAUAGCAAUGUUUGUGGUGCAACCUCAGUUGGGGAUGACAGAGUUAUGCAACUGCUGCGACGUGUUGUAGCAGUAUCAGCAAAUGAGAUAUUGAUACUGAAUAUUCAUGCCCAUAAUAUUCAUCAGAAUGAUAACGUAUCCAGUCGCACUUUGAGGUUCACUCCACUUGCUAGAGGGGCAGAUGAGGAGGUGAUCAAUUGCGAUCUUUACAAGAUGCAGGUGAAAGUUGUUUGGUCAGUCUUCAAGGGUUAGAAUAGAAUAUACUCCCUUCAUCCAAAAGUCUAAGACCUAUUUUAUUUUUUUGUUUUUAAGUCUAAGUCAUAUUUAUAGUUACUAUGUGCUAUAUUAAAAUAAUUAAAUGCUAGUCGAGGUGGAAGGUGGUGAGGUCGCACAAGCUAUCUACUCCCUCCAUCUCAUAAUAUAAGCGAUUAUUUUAAGGAUGGAAAAAAACUGCAAUACCCAUAUUAAAUGUGAUUUUGGUUGUGGUGAGUGGGUAGUUGGGGGUUAAAAUAGGUUUUGAAUUGGAGUUGAUGAAUAUGACACAAUCUUUUAUACUGUAGAAGUAGAAGGGAUAAUGGGUGUGUUUGGUUGCAAGUCACAUUUUGCCACAGUUUGCCACGCCUAAGGUUAGGCAAUUUUGACAGGUGUUUGGUUGUAGCCACAGUUGUGGCAAGAUUCCCCUCCAA
Molecule: messenger RNA, 1640 nt
Organism: Oryza sativa Japonica Group (Japanese rice)
Lineage: Eukaryota; Viridiplantae; Streptophyta; Magnoliopsida; Poales; Poaceae
Source: RefSeq, a predicted model, not a curated record